This is a messenger RNA of Coccidioides immitis RS, 3313 nucleotides long. RefSeq lists its product as uncharacterized. The transcript is spliced from 5 exons. Gene Ontology annotation, molecular function: mannosyltransferase activity. Gene Ontology annotation, cellular component: endoplasmic reticulum membrane; glycosylphosphatidylinositol-mannosyltransferase I complex. Bases 23 to 1606 code for a protein of 527 amino acids. NCBI's taxonomy places the organism in Eukaryota, Fungi, Ascomycota, Eurotiomycetes, Onygenales, Onygenaceae. The record is from RefSeq and is a predicted model, not a curated record. Gene Ontology annotation, biological process: protein processing; GPI anchor biosynthetic process.
CCCAGAGCACAGUUGAUGCAAAAUGAAAAGAAGAGUCACUUUUAUCCAUGAAGGAGAGGGAGAGUUUGACCCGCAACAGGCCCAUCUCGAUUCCACCUCCCUGACAUUACGAUCCUUACGCGGAGCCCGGCAAGAGAGGUUAACGUUUGGCUUCGAGGAGCUCCCAAAUGAGUUCCAGCAAGUUCUAAGCCAAUGCGUUGAAUUGCAUAUCCGGUGGGUAUCGGAGUACCCAUACUCAGCCAUCACACCUUUCACAAGUAGGCUACCUACGGGUCUACAUAUUAUUCUCUCAGCCUUGACUUCUAAUCGAUCUAAACACCUGUGCCCCUUGUUACAGAAGGCCUUCGACACUAGCCUGAAUUGCACCAUCCCGGAGACUUCUUUUAUAGCUCCAAGCAGUGUAACAAAGUCAGGCGCAUUGUCCUCCCUCCAGUUUUAUCAGCUCCUCCCCUCGCUCGAUCAGCUGGCUACGUAUAUCCAGGAAGCAAUAUGCUCGAAUCAAAGCACUGAAUGUCGAGAUAGCGCUGCUAUAAUUCGUUUCGCAGAUACCCUUGAUAUAGAUUACGAUCGUGUGUUAAAUUCGUUUGUUGUCACGGUAUAUUGGUCCAAAUCAGUCGCGAACGGAGGGUGGAAAGAUACAAUUCACAGUAAUAAUUCGAGCAAAGACAAAAUAGAUGUAGGUAUCCUAGCGCCGCAACAACCUUUAGAUCCAGACGAGAUUCGAAUUGGUGGACUUUUGGCUGUGGUUGGGCGGGAUAAAGAAUUCAAGCCAACUCUCUUUUCCUUUCCUUCCCGUCAUCAUUCUCUACCAAACUCUUCGACAUAUAAGGCUCAAUUAGCUUCACCCACCGGCCUCCAUCCAACACUGCGUCUCUCCAUUUCUCGAUCUGCGCUCUCACCACCUCCAUCUCCGCCUGAAACUACGUGUAGAUUGUACACGUACAUCACUCUCCCGUCGUAUAUCUUCCCAGACGAAUACCAACUGUCCACCACUGAUCCUCUUUUCCUCCAAUCACACAACAUCCGCGGUCUCCAUCAGGUUGCUGGAGAAACUGAUCUGGAAGCGCCGGACUGGACAACUCGUCGCUGGGGUUCACAUCUUCUCGUGGAGCUAGCCACAUCAAAUUCAGAUGAUGCUAGUGACUGGACAAGUACCAUUCCAUUGCAUCUUCGCUAUCUCCAUCCUUCCAAAUCUGGCUACCACAACGUCUCUCUUCCCUGGCCCAUUGUCUUCUGGGCAUGCGAGUCCGAGGAUCAGGGUAAAAUGGAUGUUAACCCAUUCGAUCGGGUGAACUUGAGCUGGGAUGAUUUCUUUGGCCCGAAAACAUUUUUCUAUCAAUUUCACCCCUCUCCUCGACCGGUAACGGGUGAUGCAACGCGUGAAGAGUUGAAACUAGUCGAAACUAUUCGAGUCCCCGUGUUACAAGUGGACGAGGAUAACCAGUCGACCACUAAUCAAGCUAAGCAGAUCGAACUCGGCACUGUUGUCGUUGUUGUAGCAGGAUUUCUAUGGAUAUUGUGGAGGCUGGGUGCCGUUUUCAAAAUCUCAGGGAUUGGAGCCAACCGUGGCCAGAGAACUCGAGAAACUGAGAAGAAGACUCAAUAACAAUCUCCUAUAUUAAGCCUAAUAAUGGAUGGAAGAAUAUAGGUCGUAAAUUUUAUAUAAUUUUUUUCGUUUGUUUCUCAGCGAUAUGGGACGUCGUUACCCUCUACCCGAACUUGAGGUUUAGAUGGGACAUAGAAGUUAGAUGAUAACUCAGAUAUCAUUGGUAACUGCGUGUGGCCCGUAAUUACUCUAACAUAAGCUUCAUAGAAAACAUGGCGAUUAUCAUGCAAUAUUAAUCAAAAAAAGCAAUCUGAAAAAGAGCCCCAAAAACAGACGGCCAAAGUUGAGGAAGCAAACCCAAUGGUAAGAAACUCCGUGUUGUUUUUUUUCGCAAAAUUUUUUAUCAGUGCAAAAUGUAAAAAGCGGGGAAAAGAAUCAAGGGAAAAAGAAAAAGGAGCAUAAAGAAAGAAAAGGAAAGGGUGACAGUGCGAAUGCAUCCCAAAGAAACAAGAAAAAUAAGCAAUCGAACCCUCGCCAGUAACACCCAUACAUAACAAGGCGCAUUCCAUGACACUCAUACAUUAAACUCGGUAACCAUAUGAUCCCACAAUGAAGGGAGCCAGAGGCUCACAGUUGAGAAGUGUUGAGGGCGGUAAAAGCUCAGCGGCUAUUGGGGAAAAGAGGAAAAUGUGCUAGCGAGAGAGAUAGGAACAUAAACAAAGAAUAAAAAGGUACGUAUGUGGUUCGGAAAUGAUACAAGGUACUAAUAUGGAGGGUAUUGUCAAAACACUGCAAGCCGAAGCCCCGCCCGGCUUGGAUUAAAACUGUUGCGCUAAAUGCAGACGAGCGCCCUGGCCAUGACCAACCAUGCUGGCGUGCUGUUUAAAUGUGCGCAGAUAUUCAUAGGGAUGUAUAUCCAGUUUAUGCCGGGUUCCUCCAAUUUUGAUAAGCCAAAACAUGACUGUCCAACUGAAAACAUCAAAAAUUGAGGAAUUCAACAGUGUUGCAGCGUAAUCGGGCCUCAUAGACGAGCAGGUUUCACAAACAAAGGUAAUGCAAACCUCGAGGUAAAGGUGGCGAAAGGGAAAGAUGUAAGAUGGGCGUGUUGACGAGAGGCUGAGUCGUGUCGCGUAACUCCGUGGCACAUUUUUGGCCAAGAUUCCAAAGAACAUAACCAUAACCACACGACAAAUCCGUAAAGCAGCAAUAAAACACACGAGAAAAACCAAGCAGCACACGUACUCAAUCAUGGAUCAUUCGGGCGUAGGUCACGUCAAACAACCACCACAUCACCUUCAGCAUCAGCCGGGUCUGAAAUUGUCAUGUCGGCGUAUUUGCUUCCGGAAAGGAGCAUGGAAUCGUCAUCCAAAGCGAUAGCGCUAUCAUCAUUAUUCAAGCUACCUCGUCCGACUACCACCUCCGAUUCACCCGUAGCUGUCACCGCAUUCUCAGGGUUUGGGGCAAUUGAAGAGUCCGCUGUACCGUUCGUCUGCUCAAGGAUCGCCGGGGGCUGACUCGUGGCCGAUUCCGAGUUUAGUAAAAACUGGCGUAAUGCUUUUGGAGAAUAGUGCAUAAAUCCUCCCUUUUCCGCUUGCCAUUGUAUCAUUUCCAUAAAGAAAACCUUUGUCAUCCACCAAGCACUAAAACUUUCAGCACCUUCGAGGGUGAAUCGGUGAAGAAUAGCCGUCCACAUGGCAUCUGCCCUGUCGAUUAUGCAUUGAGGAGCAUGGCCUGGGAACAUUUUUGGAAGUCCUAGAAUAAACGCGA